AAGGGGGGUGUGGCCUGGACGCCCGUUCCUCCGGGGCUAGGAGUGCAGCACCGAGCACCGCUACCGGAGCCGGGAGCCCUCGCGGUGGCCCUUAGCCCGUCCCCGCUCCCCCCGGCCACCCAGGCGGCCCCGCGGGAUGAUGAACGUGCUGGCUCCGGUCCGCAGGGACAGGGUCAUCGCCGACCUGCCCCCGUGUUUUCGGAAGGAGGCCGCCCUGCACGCCCGUCCCGCCUUCCACCCCACGGUGGCCAGCGCCUGCCAGGAGCAGCGGACCGGCACCGUGGGGUUCAAGAUCUCAAAGAUCAUUGUGGUGGGAGACCUCUCAGUGGGGAAGACCUGCCUGAUCAACCGGUUUUGCAAGGACACCUUUGACAAGAACUACAAGGCAACCAUUGGGGUGGAUUUCGAGAUGGAGCGGUUCGAGGUGCUGGGGGUUCCCUUCAGUCUGCAGCUGUGGGACACUGCUGGCCAGGAGCGCUUCAAGUGCAUCGCCUCCACCUACUACCGAGGAGCACAAGCCAUUGUCAUUGUCUUUGAUGUAAAUGAUGUGGCAUCCCUGGAGCACACACGGCAGUGGCUGGCUGAUGCCCUGAAGGAGAAUGACCCAUCCAACGUGAUCCUCUUCUUGGUGGGGUCCAAGAAGGACCUGAGUACGCCAGCACAGUACAGCCUGAUGGAGAAGGAUGCUCUCAAGGUGGCCCAGGAGAUGCAGGCAGAAUACUGGGCUGUCUCCUCACUCACUGGGGAGAACGUGCGGGAUUUCUUCUUCCGCGUGGCAGCACUGACCUUUGAGAGCAGCGUGCUGGCCGAGCUGGAGCGCAGCAGCACCCGCAAGAUCGGUGACACCGUGCGGAUCAGCAGCAACGAGAGUGACCUGUACCAGUCGGCACCGCGCAAGAAACCCAAGUGCUGCCAGUGAGGGGACAGCCCCUGGACCCCCCCGCGCUCCCACCUCUGGACCAAAGAGGGGCCCUGGGGAGCCAUCCUGGUCCCCCAGCUCCCCUGGCCCCCUGGCUGCCCAAGCACCCACAGCCAGGAGCUCCAUUCAGCUCCCUUUACCUAUGCAAACCCAGGUACUGCUCAC
Messenger RNA from Calypte anna (Anna's hummingbird), 1084 nucleotides. It is a transcript of the gene RAB34, whose product is annotated as RAB34, member RAS oncogene family. The record is from RefSeq and is a predicted model, not a curated record. Gene Ontology annotation, biological process: phagosome-lysosome fusion; endocytosis. Gene Ontology annotation, molecular function: GTPase activity; GTP binding. The coding region runs from base 137 to 919 and encodes 260 amino acids. Lineage: Eukaryota; Metazoa; Chordata; Aves; Apodiformes; Trochilidae. The transcript has 11 exons.